AUGGGCCCCGGUCUCAUUGUCUCGCCGUGGAUCGCGCUCGGCCUCCGCAGCUCCGACGCUGCUGUUGGCGUGCCUCCCGCCCUCCUCGCCUGGCGUCGCCUUCCAUAUCUGAUUCCGAUGGUGCUCUUUGUCGACCUGCCGAUUCUCAUCUUAUUCGCAGCGACAACUCUGAUCGAGAUUCUAUUCCUCCGGAACCCUCUCAUCCUCGCCAACGACCGCGCUCGGUGGUCGAACACAAAGGGGGGCGCCCGCUACCGCGACGGCGCCCGCUACCGCGAGCACGCCUCCGUCUGGGCUGCCCUCGAGGGUGACGGCGACAAGGUCCGGCCGGGAGAUGUGCGGCUUAUCAGUCUCAACUGGCUCAUGGCGCUGGCAGAGAGGGGCGGCGUGCUCCCGCGGCGGCAGGACCUGCCAGAGGAGGCAUUCUUAAGCUCUGCUCAGCUGAGGCGGAUCGAGCAAGGCGCCAGGCGCGGCUUUGACCUCGCUGGCCUGAAGGAGGCCCUGGAGCGCGUGAACAAGCUGCCCGCCGGCUUUGACCGGAGCCGGACCUACGACACUCGCGGCUGGACGACAUUCGAGCGGUGCUCCGCCGAGCUAAGCUCUCUACGCUGGGCUUUGCCAAUGGUCUUUGGGUGGUGCGAUGUGGGCGACAAGGGCGCGAUGGCACUCGCGGCUGCCCUCCCGGCCGCGGGUAAGGAAUGUCGCGUGACGGCCAUUAUGAAUCGGAUCGGCCUCGCGGGCCAGGCGGCACUGCUAGAUGCACUCGAGGCAAAGCACGGGCGGCAGCUCGAGGGGCAUCUGAUUGCGAUUGCGCAGUUCAAUUUGCUUCCCUGGUCGUACCCGCUCCACCGUGCGAUGGGGCGAGGCUGGCGCCAUACUAAGCUAAUCGACCCAAUGCGCCGCCGCCAGGGUGACUCGGCGGCCUUCUACAAGCGCUACGCAAGAGGCGACCCACACGGCGAGGAUGAGGCGCGAAAAAGCACAGGCAGGCAAACGGCACACUCGGCGUGUUUGCGGCUACGGCUCUAUGCUCGUGGGACGAUGGCGGCGCUUGCUCACGCCUUGGCAGCCUGGCGGGGCCUGCUGCACCACCAGGACGCUUCGGCCACACAGGCACACGCCCAGCGCGACACGUCCACCAACCGGAACGCGUCCACAGGCGCCAUCGAGAAGGGCGACCUCGUGCAGAGCGUCUACAGCUGGGCGCUCGACCUGGCGGCUUUCGAGUCCGAGGAACUGCUCGCGUCUGCACGGGGAAGCGGCGGCGGCGACGAGAUGGUUUGAUGU
Emiliania huxleyi CCMP1516 is the source of this 1287-nucleotide messenger RNA. RefSeq lists its product as hypothetical. Bases 1 to 1284 code for a protein of 427 amino acids. NCBI's taxonomy places the organism in Eukaryota, Haptophyta, Isochrysidales, Noelaerhabdaceae. The record is from RefSeq and is a predicted model, not a curated record. The transcript is spliced from 5 exons.